This is a messenger RNA of Hemibagrus wyckioides, 2167 nucleotides long. It is a transcript of the gene guca1d, whose product is annotated as guanylate cyclase activator 1d. Bases 850 to 1428 code for a protein of 192 amino acids. The transcript has 4 exons. Gene Ontology annotation, molecular function: calcium sensitive guanylate cyclase activator activity; calcium ion binding. The record is from RefSeq and is a predicted model, not a curated record. Lineage: Eukaryota; Metazoa; Chordata; Actinopteri; Siluriformes; Bagridae.
AAACCGGGCAAAAUCAACUGGUAUUUUUCUAAACUGUCCAGUUUGGGUGAGUCUGUGCCCAUGAUAGCCUCAGAUUCCUGUUCUUGGCUGUCAGGAGUGGAAUCUGAUGUGGUUGUUGUUUUGUUGUGCAUGCUGAGAUGCUUUCUGUUCACCAGGGAUGUAUAGACUGAUUAUUUCAGAUACUAUACACUUCUUAUCAGCUCAAAUCUGUUGUGCUUGAAAUUCCCAGGAGAUCAGCAGUUUCUCAAAUAAUCAAACCAGCCCUUCUGGUACCAAUAACCCUGCCACGGUUAAAGUCACAGACAUCACACUUUUCCCUCAUUCUGAUGUUUGAUGUGAACAUUAACUGAAGCUUUUGACCUGCAUGUACAUUUAUGAUUUUUAUGCAUUUCACUCGACUGGCUAAUUAGAUAACUGCAUUAAUGUGUAGGUGUAAAGGUGUUCCUAAAAUAGUGGACGGUGAGUAUAAGUGCAUAAGGGUACUUAAUAUAGCAAUGUUUUAUCUAUUUCAAAUUUUAAAGCUUCAUUGCCAAGACAAACGUAGCUGAUUCUGAGCAUGGAGGUGAGGUCAGGAUAUCUUACAUAAGCAUUCUCUUUUUCUGUGCCAGUUCCUCCUCGUAAAAAUACACUCUGUUCGAAGCCGCCAUUAUCCUAUUACAGGUUAUUUCAAGUGAUCACCCCUUUAGUAUGACACCAACAUAAGAGGUUUAGAAACCCUGUCUUGAGCUCAGUGUGCGACUGGUCAGCAGUGCUAAAAGAGCCACGGGCUACAGGAGGCAUGUUAAAUGCCUAGCUGGAGACCCGGAGUGCGAACCUGAAGAAGGUGUGGCACGAAGAAUUUCCUCAGACAUGGGCAACAACCACGCCACCCUGGACGACAUCCUGGCCGAGGACAUGCACCACUGGUACAACAAGUUCAUGAAGGAGUCUCCAUCAGGCUUGAUCACACUCUUUGAGCUGAAGUCCAUCCUCGGGCUGCAGGGGAUGCCUGAGGAUGCUAACGGUUAUGUGGACCAGGUCUUCCACACAUUUGACAUGGAUGGGGAUGGAUACAUAGACUUUGUGGAAUACAUCGCUGCAAUCAGUCUGAUGCUUAAAGGUGAAAUCAACCAGAAAUUAAAAUGGUAUUUUAAACUCUUCGACCAGGACGGCAAUGGAAAAAUAGACAAAGAGGAACUGGAGACAAUAUUCACGGCCAUACAGGACAUCACACAAAACCGGAGCAUUGUACCAGAAGAGAUAGUAGCACUUAUAUUUGAAAAAAUUGAUGUCAGUGGAGAAGGUGAAUUAACACUUGAGGAAUUCAUUGAAGGAGCCAGAGGGCACCCAGAUAUAAUGGAGAUGCUAAAGAAAAUAAUGGACCUGACACCAGUGCUAGAGAUUAUCGUUGAAGGACGACAGAAACCAGGCAACGGCGAACAAGGCUAGACGGGAACUUAAGAUCAAUUUCAUUCUGGAGAGGUUCACUGACACUUUAAAAACCUCAUUGACAGCACAAGGCACUACAGCACAGCAAUGGUACUGGAACACCAGCAUAAUGAUGAUAAUGCUCAGCAAACUUCAUUGUAUUGAACAAUAACUCUAAGAACAGUAAAAGCUAAAUCACGCGUAAAAACAAAAUGAUAAAACCCAGAAGAUUCAACCACUAACAUCAGCUAAAAUAGUUUCUUCCUUUCUUCUUUCAUGCAUCUUGAGAUUUCUGAUGAGCCAAAGUGUAACUUUAAGCCAGCCAGCUACUGUAACUAGCUAGACCAGAAGCUAGCUGUCCAAAACAUGCAGACUUCAUAUACUAUUCUUCAGAAGAAAAAAAAAUGUUUAUGCAGCUCAGAUGCAUAAACUGGAGGAGCUUCCUCGGGUAUUUGACUGAAGAGAAGCAAUGGAAAGGUAGACUGAUCUUUUAAUGCUUUAAGGGGCUCAAAACACUGAGAGUGACAUGACAGAACUUGGCAAAGCAGUGACUGGCAACAUGUUGCUUUAUAAGGAAAGGCUUAGCUGUGAAAAGUCUGUGGAGACAGCAAGUGCACUAAUUCAAACUUACGUUUAUAUUAAGAAUUUAUACUUUUUCAUAGAGAGAAUAGAAAAUCCAUUGGUUUUGUUACAGUACAGUCAAUUAUAUCUUAGUAUAUAUCUCUAUAUGUUAGUACAAAAAUGAUGGACAUGGAUCAUA